Molecule: messenger RNA, 27938 nt
Organism: Porites lobata
Lineage: Eukaryota; Metazoa; Cnidaria; Anthozoa; Scleractinia; Poritidae
Source: the annotation of a GenBank genome assembly
UGUAUCUUUGCUAGUAAUUGAUAAUUUCUGAAGAGAAUUAUACUGAGAAUAGUAUAGCUUAUAUAUCACCGGAGUCUUUUCAUCCAACAAUACUCUUUGUCUUUCGUUUUGAUCGUUUUUUCUCGCGAUAUCACGAAUCACGUGAUCACAUGUUAACAAUGCCGGAUACAGCUGCUUGAGCAUCAUUUUAAAAAUGCAAAUAUCCAUUCCAGAGUAUGGAAUCAGAUCUCGAGGGAUCUGACUCCUCAAGUAACGACGUAGAAGACCACGUCAGUAUAUCUCUCCUUCCUCAUCAAAAACGCAACAGAAAGAAGCGAUUUAGAAACGUUACUUUGAAACUGUGGAAGAUGUUUGGCGGCAGGGCCGCCAUUUGUGGCAUCGCAACUGGGUUGUUGUUUCUUUCAGUUUUACUUCUCGCGGUCUUCGCUCGCCCGUCUUCUUCACACGAAACUGUCAACACAAAGCGGAACAAGAAUUUUGGCCAUGAUUUUGAACUGGUUAGAGAUGCUUCUGUAACCGAGCAUGUACAGAAGAAAGAAGCUCGCUCGCUGAGACUUCCGCGACAUCUAUCUCCGAUCGAAUAUCUUGUCCAUUUACAUCCUAAUCUGACAACAUUUAAAUUCUCUGGGAAAGUUGAUGUACUUUUGAAUUGCACUGAAUCCUCUCAUAAUAUCACCCUUCAUGUUGGAAGGAAAAUAGAAGUUACGUCGGUGAAAGUGGCGCUUUUGGAAAAUUCUCUAGCUUUAAAAAGGGAGAUAAAAGUCGCAAGCUUUAGUCCGCACUUGCCGGGUGAGAUGAUGUUGAUCUCGCUUGACGAAGAACUUCAGCCUGGGAAGUUAUACUUUCUUAAGAUCGAGUUUCAUUCCGAAUUAAGUAGAGGGCUUUCUGGAUUCUACUUGAGCAAAUAUUUUUCACCAUCAGGGGAGUUAAGGUAAGUUGAGCCUUAAAGUUAUAUAAGGGUAAGCUUACAUUCAUAAACCAAAAAGGAGGUCGAGGAAAAUAUCAGGAUGCUUUUUUUUAUCAAAUCGUUUUUUAUUUCACUUAAGGGUUCAUAAUAUAGUUUUUGUUUUAUAACUUGACAUUUUAUUUCAGUGCAAGUGUUUUUAUAUCGCUAAAGUUAGGUUCAUUGUAGAAGAAAGCCACCACUAACAGCGAACGUUUAGAACGGAAAAAGAAUCACGAAAUUUUCGAGUUUUCUCAUGUUCGCUGGUCUCCGCGCUAAAUGAGUUGCCAUGCAAUGUAUGAUUUGGUAUCAAUUCGCUUUUAUUUAAAGUAACAUUAUACGUCUUUCAAUGAAAAUAUUAUUCAUUUUUCACUUUAAGUGCGUGGAAGGAUUAUUUUAUGCGCAAAGUAUUUUACAGAAGGAAGUUGUUUUAUGACUCUGGUAUAACCGUGAAGUGAAUAUCAACUUACUUUUAUGCUAAUGUCAAGAACAUCAGUUGGCGUCUGCUCAGCAUAAUGAUGAACUUUUUCCAGUAUACGGUUUUUCUCACAAGAAGCUACAAAGAGUCAUCGAACAUAAAUUAGUAAUUUGGACCCGAAGGAUUUAGCUUACAUGUAUAUGCGACAUCCCUGUUACCACAAUAAGCUAAGAAAAGUUAAGAUUAAACACCAAAACAACUCUUAUAGAUAUAUAUGCUUCUAAUAAUAAAUAUUCAAAUGAAAAACUGUAAAGGCGGCGGGCGGUGAUCUAAUAAAAUAAGAGAAGAAAAGGGUACAAGCACAAAAUUAUCCUCCAAGGACCCAUACAUGCCCACAUUGCAGCACAGAAUAUUCAAAACCACUAUGAAAGCUUAGGUGAUUAAGUUUGUUUUGAAUAGUUGAGAAAAAAUAUCUGUAGUGAGUCCGCUUUAAGGUAAAAGCUGCAGUUAAACAGAGGUAUAUCGUUUUAUAUUAUAUUACCUGUUCCCGAUCAAUUGGCUGUUUCCAAACUAGAACAUUUUGCAGUGUUCUCCCUAAAUUUUAGCUUAGCAGGUAAGGGACCAUUCUUGAUCGGUAAGGCCAAAAAUAUGUGCCAGAGGAGCACUUUCCUGCCAGGGGAGGGGCUUCGCGUUCAUGAAGGCUUUUAUUUUCGAGCAUCCUGUCCACCAAUUGACCGAAAAGUCUUUUAAACACCUCAAAACAAAGAAUUUUACGAAUGAAGGCUGCCUUUGCUGCUAGGGUCAAUUUAGUAACACAAGUCGCAGAAGUCGCGAACUUUUCCUGCUGGUAGAAAAAGCUUAGAAUUGGGACAGAAGCCCACGAAUGAAUCGUUAGCUUGCAGUGCUUUGAAAGGUGCCAGUCAGCAUUUAAAUAAAGUAAUUAGGGAGAAUAGCUGUGUUUUUCUGUAUUUACUUCCUUUUCUUGCGGGGAUCAGCUUGGAUCACAACUUGCAUAUUUUUUGAAAACCAUUUAUUUAAUUUUAGUAACACUUCAAGUAGCCUGCGUAGCAUGGCGGUUUUGGUUGGGCGCGCUAAGUAAUAAAGGCGGGCAAGGGCAGACAAACUGCGAGGAGAUUGGGACGGGAGCAACUUGAAAAACCGCCUGCACGGACGGGGGGCUUUUUUGAGUCGGUCCGCACGCCAGCGUACGGAUCGUUCCGAUUGGUUCGGAAUGUUCGCCUGUCAAUCAAAUAUUUUGGUAAUCUCCCAUGGGAGAGUUUCAAGGGACUGAACAAAUCAUCUCCGCAAAACAAAAUCAAAAUAUCAAAGAAGCGUUGACCGGAGCGUCGUCGGUCUUGAAUAUUUGACGGGAAAACAGGGCAAUUGUAUUGAAGCCUAAACAGGAAAUGGCCAUUUACAGUCUUCUUCAAAGGAGAGAUGUCAUGGAAAUUUUGUCAACAAGAUUUGGCAAGAGCAUGAUCUUUACUGUCUUUGCUAUGGCCAAAGAAGAAAUAUCCUCAUCGAAAACCUGUAUGAUUACAAUUUCCCCUCUAAAACGUACUAUCGACGACCAGAUAUCUGAAAUGUUGUCGCUGUGCUGUAAAGCAAUGGACCUUAUGACAGAAACAGUAAAUUUCAGUGCUUCGAGAAAGUUCACCUCAAUUUUCUCCAUUACUCGGUGUUAGAGAAUAACGCACUCCAGCGCAAUACAUCGAACGGUGUCCGCGAUUGUGGUCGAUGAAUCGCAUACGGUAGAAGAAAGACGCACAGCGUAAUUCUCCAUAUUUUUUCUCCAUAUUUUUUUUUGCUUGGUGUAGCUUAAGCUACAACUCAAAUCUGAAGAUCGCGCUAUACGUAAAAAUACAACAUCCUGCAAACAACACUUACAAAGCCGGGUCCAGCAUCCAAACAUUCACGGACAAAGCAGUGACAGAAACUACAAACCAAGGCUCCUUGGUUUGUAGUUGUCCAGAUCCAGGCAUUUUAGUCGGAAAAGACCAAAGAAACUAAAAUAUUUAUCUGCCGUAAUAAAAAGCUUUAGGCUUUAAGAGUGGUCAAAGAAAUUAGUACUUUACAACUGCAUCUGAGAUCAACAAAUUCUAAUUAGCGAAAAUAACAUUAACCACAGGAAAUAAUUACUCAAUAUGGAUUAAACAAACCAACUCCAUGACCUCUAAAUAAAUGUAAGACUUAGUGCAGCAAAAAUAAGAUCUACUCAGUCAAGUUUAGAAUGCAGUGUAGUCACCUAUGCGCGAGAUAGCCACAAAGAAAAAACCCGUGUUUGUUCAAGCAAACUCCAAUUCCGGCCAAGGUCAUGUUUUACACUAUAUCACGAGCUUUUGUGUCGUGUUUAGGCUGUCAACACUUUAUUUCUGAUUGGCUGGGAAAACUGAAACCAAAUAAGUUGUCAACAGAAUGUCAAAAUGAGUUGAAGGGGGCGGCAGCUGAAAAGGCCACAAAUCCGGGCAGGCGGUUUUUAUUUUUCUCGCGGCUUCGCCGCUCGUUCUCGCGCACUUCGCACACGAAUUUCGCGGCUACGCUGCUCCUGCGCCCGGAUCGACAAAACCGCCAUGCUACGCAGGCUACACUUCAAGAGGUUGCAGGCAGUAAGAAGUGUUGCUUCAAGCGGUAAAUUUUACCGGUUACCACCUGAUAAGGAGAACACUGUUGUGUGGUAUAAGUCAACAUUGUAUGGCUUGUUUAGAGUCAGGGCUGCUGUCACUACGAAAAUUCAAGUUGCUGGGUAUAAUAAUUGGGAGCUUAAGCAAGGACGACAGUGAUGGCAAUAUGAGAACGACGAAAAAUGCAGUAGGUUUAGAUUGCAAAACAACAAUUUUGCAGGUGUCAUGCUAUGUUGUACAUUUCUUUGCUGUCUCUGCACAACCACAGUAUGAUGUGAAACUUCCAUAUUUCACAUUUUAUGAAGGAUGUGAACAUAGGACAACAAUUUCUUUUUCUUUUUGCUAACUUAGUUACAGUCCUUUAGAGUUCAACUCAUGAAAAAAUUGCCAAUACUAUAAAUGACCUAAUAAAUGCCCACUUCCAAAAUGAAAGCCUCUUAUCUAAUAAGCGUCCCCUCUAUGCUGUUAAAAUGAUUAGAUGCCCCUCUCUAAUAAAUGUCCUUUGUCUAAUAGGCGCUCCCUAUGAGGAUUUACUCCAAAAUACUAGGAAUUAACAAAAAGGAGCAAUAUCUCAUUCAUUCAGUUUCUUGCUUGAUUAUCCCGGGUUUGCCUAUGUCGAUCAUCUUGUACAUGUACAGUGUCAAGUUCAUAGUAAGGAUACACUAAUGAAAGCAACACAAUAACCCUAAGAGAGGAUUCUGACAUCGAUGUUGGGAUUUGAAAGAGCAAUAUGGAUCUCUAGAUGGUCUAAUCCUAUAGAUUGAUGGAAAGGAUAUUCCGCUAUUUUUAAGUUCUCUUGAUAUAUUUGCUGAAAGCAUAUUAGUUUUGUUGAGCUUGUUACAGUUUUUUUAUGAGAACAAAUGCCUCUCUCCUUUAAAUGCCUCCUAUCUAUUAAAUGCCCCAAUAUGGACCCCUAAAAUUAACAAGAAUGGCUGAAAAUUGAUUUUAUCUAGACUGCCGAAGGAAGUUUUUCCUGGGGGAGGGGGUGCUGUACCACAUAACCUUGUUGCUGAUCGUUGCGUGACAUAGUAUCUCAUGUGAGAGUUUAAAGCAGAAACUCUUUUGCAACAAGAAAAAUGAGAACCAUUUCUAAGUCGGGGCUGUGUAGUAACUUUUCAAAUUCCACCCUUAAGAAUAUUUAAGUAAGCAAGUUAGCCAAUCUAAGCAGGAAACAAUAAGUGUUACUUUCAUGGACCCCUCCCCCAAUCCCUCUGCCCCCCAAAAUAUAGCGUGACAGUAAAAUGUGUCUAAUUUGACCUAAAUGGAAAUUCCAAAAGUUAGUGUCGUUCUACAGGUCAGAAAAUGCUGUUAAUAACAAUCAGUACAUUUCUCAAAUUAAAACUAACAAAGCAAAUUAACUUUAAGUUUUGUUUUGGCUGAUAUUGUGUUAUAGUGAAUGUAUACUGUUUUGAUGUAGUGAUCUACAAUGAGCACAUUCCCUAGUACAUUCCUCUCCUGUAAGGAAUGACUUUUCACACGCAAAGCAAGAACUGAAUAAUGUAGAGACAUUGGCCAUCACAUUUUAAUGGUUUAAAGCUCAACAUAAAGCGAAGAGAAACCUUAAAAAACCUUAAAAGCAACCCAUCCUACCGUCUUUUGUGAAAAGGGCACUGGUAAAAAAUGCCAAUGUGAUAACUUGAGAGACGUCUUUAUUCAAUGGAUGUACACACACACACUCUAGCCAUACACAGAGAGAUUUGCAAUCACGUUUUGGAAGGGAAAAAACUCAUCAAAGGUUUAAACUUCAACAAAUAGUGAAGAAAAACCACAAAAGGUAUUUAUCAAACUUAGCAUCUUUUGAAGAAGACAAUGAAAAAGCACAGUACGCCAGCUUCAAACACAUCUUCAUUUAAUGGCUGCCUUUGCUUAACAUGCUUUAUAGUUACUAAGUCUAUAAUUGAUCGUGUUUAUCGUCACGACAAUGAAAUUCUCCAGGGGAGUACUCCCUUACAUUUGCCUUAUCGAUGUUGAUCUUAAAAAGAGUCUACAGUCAGGAUUAAGAGAAUGAGUCGACACAUCCCCACAACGAUUUUAUUGCUAGGGAUACCCCCGGGAGAAAAUCAAAGGUAUUUUUUUAACUGGGCCAGCCUACGGCAAGCCCAGUUAAUUAGUUGCCCCAGGCAUUUAUUAGGUCAUUAAUGGUAUUUGACAAAUUUAGAGAGAAAGUUUGAAUUAGCACGAAUUCACUUUUUGGGUGAUGUUUUUGAUGCUGUUGCUGUCAUCGAUGGUUAAGCUCCCUAUUACUACUGGUAGGCUGGGAAAUGAACAACCAGGAAGUUAUUUUGGUUUGGUUAAGCCCUUAGUUUAAUAGCCCUGCUAGAACAGUGUCUGGAAGGGUAUUCUCGGGGUUCCAAGAUUUGACUGAAAUACAGUGCGAGGUUGGGAAAACAUAAGCAUUCUUGACAGGAUACGGGAUAUAUAUGACCUCCACGUAGAAAGUAUGUUGUCCAAAAUUCUUGGCAGGGGUUGCGGUAUUGGGAUGGAAAACAGUAUUUGUAGCAGAGAUGACAGAAAUUCAGGAUGUGGAAUUGGUGUGAAAAAGGAGUGGAGAUGUAGAGUGAAUCAACAAUAACCUUGCCGAUGCACUGUUUCUUGCCUGUGGGUAGCAUCACUGUUCUACCUGGUAGCCUACCCAAUUCUCCAGCAUAACAGGCAAUCUCCCUGUAUUUAGAGCUAUGCAUGUGUAUAAUUUAACAAUACCUGUACACGGAAAUGGUGUAUCUUAAGGUCUCUAAUAUCUCCCUAUUAUAUAACAAUAAUAAUUGUAAACCUGUUAUCCUGUCUGGCUUACCUAUUCCCAAGCUAGAUUUUUGUCAGUUUUGUUGAGCAGCAUUAAAUGAGUGUUCCAUCAAGUUAACUUGGUAAGAAAGUUAAUAAUUAAAACUCCCCACAAACACAAAAGUAAUAUAUAGCUUGACCGCGUCAGGAUUAGCUCAGUCAGUAGAGCGUUUGACUAGAGAGCAGGAAGUCGCAGGCUCAAUUCCGGGGGCUGCACCAUUACUCAGGGUCUUAAAAUAACUGAGAAAUGAAGGUACUCCUUUUGCACUGCAAGCGGCUAGACCAUUGCGUGGCUCAAGCGACCACAUUAAAUGUCGGUCCCUUCUCCAUUAGGAGAUGUAAAGGUAGUGUCCCCAGUACUUGCGUGCUAAAUACAUUGGCACUCAUAUAAAGUGCAUUUUUUUUUCGCCAGUGAGCUGCAGUCAAAAUCAAAAAGGCUUAUAGGUAGAUUUAUAUAACUAUUUGUGAACACUUGCCUCAGUCCCCUUGGUGUCUUCUUUAAUAGUGUUGUGAUCAUUCUGGUGUUUCUAUGAUUUAUAGAUAUCUUGCUACAACUCACUUCGAGCCAACUGAUGCGAGGAAUGCCUUUCCAUGUUUUGAUGAACCCGACAUGAAAGCCAAUUUUACCAUUGUAAUAAAAAGAGAGAAACGUCAUGUAGCAUUGGCCAACAUGCCGCUGAGUCACACUGAAGGGGUAAGUUUAUGUAGGUGUUAGUAGUUUGUAUUGAAGUUCUAAAUAAUGGAUGAAGGUUACAUGUAUAAGGGUGGGGAAUGACGGCACCCUGAAAGGUUUCAGCUAGUGUCAAAGAUACUUCCCUUGUGGUUUCUCUAUCUACAUCUCAUAGCGUACCAUGGAACCGGGACGUACAGUUAACUUAACUGAGUUUGCACAUAGUUAAUGUGCCAGCUUAUUUUUCUCAGCUUUUUCAUAAGUGUUGGCCCAGAAAGGAAUCACACUGGAGUAUUUUACUGGGAAAUCUAGAACCCAACCAUUUGAGGCAACUCAUUGGUGGUAUUGAGAAUUUAAGUUGUUGAUCAUGAAGAAUUGCUUUUAGAAAUUUGCUUAAUUUUCAGGCAACUCUCUCUAAAAGACACUACAAUAACACUUCUAUAAGACAGACACCUUAAGUCCCUAAAAUACUGGUGGACACCUGCUGUUAGUCAGUCCCUGUUAUUCUUUAGUCAUUGUCUUUGGCUUUUUAAAAUCCUCACCUUUAUUCCUAAAAAGAAAAAUUACAGCCUGGUUCCUACAGAAUAAUACAUCUUAGAAAGAGUCUGUCUGUAGUAUGGUGUUAUGCAAAUCUGUAAUCAAAUUAAGAGUUUAAGUUAUUAGCUAGACUUCUCUGGUCAUUAAUUGGUUUAGUUGUGAUUGUUUGGUGCACAUUGGUUUGAUUUACAAGAAAACUAUAGCCAUUAAACUCUAGGCUGCUUUUUUGUUGGGCUUUAAUCAUUCUCUUUAAUGUGUUUUUCAGUGUAAAAAUGACAAUGAACUUUGUACGGACCACUUUAAACAAAGUGUGAAGAUGAGUACUUAUCUUGUCGCAUUUGUUGUCUGCGACUUUAAAAGCAUAACAAAUUACACUCGUAGAGGCGUCAAGGUAACUUCUUGAUUUUAUUACAUGUGUACUACUACCUUAAUGGGAUGUAGGUUUACAUAAAUAGUGCUUUUUUGAGGGAGGAAAUCAAAUUCAAAAUUAGUCAGAAUAAACUGACAGUACUAGUUUUUUGAUAGCCAUUUCAAUACAAAUGUAAGCUUUAAUAUGAUAUGGAGCUUUAGGUGUCUGCAGUUUAACCGGAAUGCCAUACAUCACUUGCACAUAAGAAACCCCUGAAGGAAUCUAGUAACCUUAAUACCAAUGUUUAGUAAAACUAGCGGAAUAGCAGGGAGCACUUAUUUGAACUUGAAUGCUAAUUUUAGAGUGAAAGUUACCUGUUUGUUUACCUUAUAAUUUAUCUUGUUGAAUUUUGUUGCACCUGAAAAUAUUCACACAUGUAGAUGUACAGCUGUACAACCUCCUCAUGGAACGUACAAUGUGAAUUAUUCCCCCUUAUGUGUAAUAUGAAAAGAGGUUUCCUCUGUCUUUCAAUCUACAGGAACCUCCUUUGAAGGUUAUUUUCUGACCUUCAACUUUUGACAAAAUAUUUCAUGCUGUUUUUAGGUUAGUGUCUGGGCACCUCCAGAACAGAUUGAUCAAGGAGAAUUUGCUCUAAAAGUAGCUGUAGAAGUUCUCCAGUAUUAUGAGGAAAUUUUCCAGGUAGACUACCCAUUACCAAAGCAAGGUAUGCAAUUUUCUUGUAUCCUGAUUUAAUUUUAUCCAUGUACUAAUAUUAUUAAAGUACUCAACAUAUCUGCCACUGCAAAGUUUGGUGAUAUGUCUAACUUGCAUUAAUUGUCAGAACUAGCCAGUCAGACCACUCCUAUCAUAAUGAAAAUUUUUCUGGUUAUCGAAAUUGUUCAGCCAGAUCAGUCAAUUCCUACAACAAUAUGCAUGGGUUUGAUGGUUUUUAAGCAAAAACUCUUUGAAAAAGCCUUUUCACUUUUUUAAAUGACAGGUUCAGCUGGCUAGUACUGACUUUUUGAAAAGCACCCUUUGUGUGUGAAAGUUGCAUACAGUGUAGCAGCUGUCUUUCAAAUUCAAGUUUUGAUCUGUUUUCAUUCAAACACUCCUGUGACUGCAUGUGUGAUGCAAUAUACCAUACAUCUACAUGCAUGAUGAAGAAAGAAAGCAUAGAAAUAAGGAAUUUAUUAUUUCAUUUACUAUUAAACUAUAUUAUUCAUGUUCUGAAAUGCUUAUUGGCUUGUAGAGUAAUCAUGUAAACUACUAGUUACAUAUUUGUAUGUAAUGUGUUGCUAAGAGUCUUACAAUGUGCUUCAAAUAACUAUUUACCGUGAAAGUAAAAAUUAGUUAACUAUUAUUUAGUUUAUUAUUUACCGUAUACCCGCAGAUAGCAAUUAAUGAAUUAGGCUGAGUAGGAUGUGAAGAAUUAUGCAGAUUGAGGACUUGGAUGUUAUUCACUUUGGGCCUUUAGCCUUGGUGGAUAACGUCCUCCAAGAUCUGCAUAAUUCUUCACAUCAUACGAAAACUGAAUUCAAAGUAAUAUUGUUUUAUUAUUCAUUCAAAAUAAUUAUUUCUAAGUUCUUGACAAGCUUAACUUCUUGUAGACUUCUUUCAAAACAUCUUGGCCUAUUUCUUGGCAUGGUUUCAGGAUGUAAACAGAUCUUUUUCCUUGCAGAUGCUCCUUAAAAAGUAGAUUACAUCCAUCAAACAAUAUGUUUUGACUAUUCUUUCAUUUCUCCCGCUCAGUUUAUGAGUUAGUUAGAAAUUCAACUAUUUCAUCUUCAGAUAGUUGUGGAAUAAAAAGCUAGGCUUUCCUGCCUGGAAAGGAGGUUGAUCGAUGGUACAUCAUAGUUAUGGUAUAUCAUAUUAAUGUAUACCAUCAAACCCAUGGUAUGUUGCUCGCAUCUUCCAAAUAUGUAACCGCCAGUUGGUUAUGAAGAAUGAGCUGGGAGAUUGGAGCCACUCAGAAACUGCAAAAUAUUUUGAGUGAAUAAUAAUAACAUAUAUCAAUUGUGAAAAAGAAGUACACAGUAGAGAAGCUGUUCAGCAUUCUAAGAAAAUAAUUAUUACAUACAUUAUAUCCUGGAUCCACUUUUAAAAUAAUAGAUCUCAUUGCCAUUCCGGACUUUGCUGCCGGAGCCAUGGAGAACUGGGGUUUGAUCACUUAUCGAUUGACUUCCCUGUUGUAUGACAAGCAUAAGUCAUCAGACUCGAACAAGCAGUGGGUUGCUGUUGUGGUUGCACAUGAGCUUGCUCAUCAGGUUUGUAAAUUGCUCAAAAAAAAGUGUAUGUGAGAGUGUUCGGAAAAGCACUGAAAAAUUUGGUGAUUGUCUAGGUCUCUGUCUUUCUUCAGGUGCUGGCUUUUUUUCCUUGUUCUGUUUUAUUGUUUUUGCCUUUGCUCUGGCUUAUGUAGCUGAAAGCUUUUUUUAUUUUCAGUGCUUUAACUGUAAGUUUUUUUGCCUGUGUUUUUUUUUGUGUCUUAGUGCAUGUAUCUUAAAUGAAAAAAUUCAAACUGGGAUUAAGAUCAAAAUCACUGCCAAUUACCUGUAGGUCAUUCUUUUCUUGAUACUCCCCAUGCAAAUUUUGUUGUUGUUGUUAUUUUUGAUCAAAAAUGCAUAUGCAUGAAAACUUUCUGUUGUGCCAUCUAAUAAUACAGAUGUAUAUAUUACAUUGGUACAAGACUGCAUGAUUACCUGAAAAAAAAGAAAGAAAAAUUGGACAUAUGACCUCUUUCAGGAAACCAAUUCAGGCAGUUUGGUUCUUGUCUGUGGUCAAAGUUGUGAAAAUGGUUGAUUAUGAAAUUUCAUAGUGUGUUCUUUGCAAUAUUGUUUUUGUCCAUUAUGCUCUUUUGGUAUUAUCACCUCUAAUACCAUAACCUCAACAACUGCUGACCAUUAGUUUGUUUGCUGUAGAACAGUGCACCAGUAAAACUUUGCUGCAUCUGCACAAUGCCAUAACAGUUUUUUUGCGUGCUAUUUUGUUUUAUAAAUAAGUUUAACUCAGCUGUACAGACAUGUACCUUAAAUUUGAAUAACUUUUAAAAUAUUGAUCACUAAUGAAAUAAUAAAGUAAAGCUACUGAUUAACUUCAUUUCUCUUUAAACAACAUGUAUUUUGUUAUUAACGUUUUUAAAAAGAGCCUUGCACUAAGUUAGAAGGGACAGUCCGUAGAUAAUGAUUUAUUAAAAAUCAGUAAAUUUAAAACAUACAAGUGAAAGACGGUGAUCAAGCUCUCGGCUGCCCAUUGUGCUUUUAUAAUGAGAGAUUGUAAUGUCUCACUAUAAAUGUGAUUUUGAGCACUCGUAAAGAUAUCAGGGAAAUAAACAUUUAAGCAAAAUAAUAAACUCAUUCUAAAUAUAAAAAUGUUAAAGUAUGCGUGGCUUUGACAUGAAUACACAAUUAUUAUAACAGUGAUCAACUUCUAUUGUUGUGGACAUGCUCAGGACGUAAAGUUAGUGGUACAACUGUAAUUAUUAUAGCAAUAGUCUGUAAAUGUGCUGAAUAUAAAACCACACAUUGCAAUUCUAUGUAAAUCACCUAAAAAAAAAUGAUUAUACCAUAUGUAACAAGCUUCAAUUUUUAAAUGUAAGGUUAAUCGUAACCUUCCAAGGAAAGUGUACACUAACGGCUUUGCAAACGGCUUUCUCACCCGUUCGAACGGGUUUAUCGAACGGCUGAACGGGUUAUGAAGUAUUCCGAACUGCUAACAUGAACGGGUGAACGGCUCACUCACCCGUUUGAACGGGUUGACAUAAACGGGUUCAGAUACCUCAUGAUGAACGAUGGUGUCAUAUUAUCCUUCCGAAGGAAUGGACAAAUUUGGUCCAAUUUAGGUUAUGUUGAAAACUGUCCUGAUGUGUUAACAAAACGAGAAAGCAGUUAAGUUUUGAUAAACAGGACUUUGUACUUCUUCUACUGAGGCAAGACUCGAAUUUAAAGGAAAGUUGCCAUUUGUUUACCUUUGCUGUGGUGUGCAUUAUAAUGGCUUAGAUUUGUCAUACAAAUGGAAACACCCAUUUUCAAUUUCAAAGAAAAUUGGUAGAUACAAAACUGCUUUGCAUUAAAUUUGUGAAAGAAAAAAUACAUGUGAUGACAUCCAAAACUAAUAAUAUUAUUAUAGUGCGAAGCCUUUUAGAAAUGGUUUUGUUAAACAAUUUGUUAAAUAAGAAUAAAUUUAAAUUAUAAAUUAAAGAAAAAACAUACCUUAAUUUUUUUAAAAGGAAUUGAAUUUUAAAGUUAUGAUCUUCAUACUGUUAUGGUGUUGUAUGCAGACCUUAUUGCAGUACCUGAUUUUCCCACUGGAGCAAUGGAGAACUGGGGUCUUAUCACUUUUAAGUUGACCUCAAUCCUCUAUCACCCGGGCAAGUCGUCGGACAGCAACAGACAAUGGGUUGCAGUGGUUGUGGCACAUGAGCUAUCUCACCAGGUUAACUAGCUUACAAAUGAAUUUAUCGCUUUCAGUCGGCUUUGACCUGGCCAUAAGUUACUAUUUUUUUUUACCAAUAAUUGAAUUGAUUGAACUUCAAACCUCAUGAUUAAUAAUCGUAAAGUAGACUGUUCACAGUCCCCUAUUUUUCUGAUGAUCGUCUUAAUCUAGCGCUUUGUGUUAUGGACGGCCAUCUUGGAUCCAGUGAGUUUCAAAUUUACAGUGUACUUAAGUGGCCAGGGACGGCGCGGGUGUAAACCACAAUGCUCCCCCCCCUCGGUACAUCAGAAACCAAGGUGACCACCCCUACCGGUAUUUUAAGUGCUUGAUCCUGACCAUCUAAUGAAGAAAUAGGGGAGUGUGAACGGCCUAUCAUAAAGAAGAUGUAAAGGAAAUAAUGACUGUUUGAUGGCUCUUUUUAAAUCAGCAAAACAGGGUUGAGUUUUUUUUUUUUGCUGGAUUUCUUUUUGGAGAAAUACUGAAGCCAAGGAUCACUGAAAAAGUAAAUCAAGCCCCAAGAAACAAGGGUUCAUCCCAUGUUUUAAAUUUGAUGAAACAAUCCCUGUGUUUUAUUCAACUAUACUGCACUUUGACAGUAGGAAAUCAAAUUUUGAAAGAACUACAAUUUACUGAUCUAUUUUGAAUCACUCAAUAUGGUGUAUUUCAAUUUCAGUCAACUAUGUCAACAUUUUUAAAAGGUGAUCAAGUUAUAAUUUAAGGUUUUUGUCAGUGAUUGUCACGUCUGUUUCUGGGUUUGUUGAAGUUAAAUUUUCAAACGUUAUUCAUUCCGUCAGUACACUUUUUGCCGUAGUUUACUGAAAGAAUGUUUAAUCUCCACCAUGCUAAUGUCUGUAUACUUAGUUUAUUUCCUACUUGGUCAUUUUCAGUGGUUUGGUAAUUUAGUGACAAUGAAGUGGUGGAAUGAUCUAUGGUUGAAUGAAGGCUUUGCCAGUUUUAUGGAAAAUGUUGGUGUGAAUCAUGUUGCCCCUGAGUGGAAGAUGAUGGAUCAGUUUCUCCUUGAUAAAUUUCAAGUUUCCAUGUCUCUGGAUCAACUAACCAAUUCACACCCUAUUAUGGCUCAAGUUAGAGAUCCAGCACAGAUCAAUUCUCUAUUUGAUUCAAUUUCCUAUGAUAAGGUAGGCACAGCACAUUCAGUCGUUGAUGUUCAAAUUUGGGUAGAUUCUCUGUUUUUGAUUGCAAGUUUCACAUUCUGCAACCAUUAACAAAUUUUCAUACUUUUUGUUGUCACUACUUACUGUUUACUAAAUAAAUGUUAAUUGAUAGUGUCACCAUCAAUUUUCUGUUUUAAUGUUUUUGGCUAAAAACUGUACCACAGUGGAGUAAUACAUUGUACCUGUAGUAAAACAAACGAACGGAAAUAGUGAUUUGAUUGGUUUAUUGAACGGAUACAAACGCGCGUGGCUUUUGGUUGGUUAAGCGAACGCUCAGGUGAAAAAACUUCAUGUCCGAGAACUUUCUAGAAAUCAACCGAUACUUCGCUUUGAAGUCAUACUGCAACACGACUGGCCAAUCGAACAAUGCCUUCUCCAUAUUAGGGUUUUCUUUGGCAGGAAAACUAAGAGUCCAUCUUUUAAUCGUUUCGUCCACUGGCUGAUAAAACAAAUAACGAACACUUACCAGAAAAAGUUUUCAAGGUCAUACAAAAAUCGCUCUACUUUGUAGUUUGAUCUUAAUCAUACAGUAAUUUCACUGUUUUAGGGCGCAUCGAUUAUCAGGAUGUUACAGGAUGUUUUGGGAAAGGAUGAUUCUGGAAAGGAUGUUUUCUUCAAAGGAUUGCAACACUACCUUAAGAAAUACAGCUUCAGUAAUGCUGAGACAAAUGAUCUAUGGAGGUGCCUUGAACAAGCAAAACAGGGUGGAAAGGUGAUUAGCACAAUACCAAGUUGCUGUAAAUAAUCAAAACGUUUCAGUUAUGGAUACUCUCUUAAGUGUUUAGGAUGACGAUGUUGGCAUUUGCCAUUGUUUUUAUCAUCCUGUAAGUGAGCGAUCACUUGAACCAUUUUUCUUCUUUAUGGAACUUUUAGUGACAACAUGAAACUACACGUGUUGUUAAUUAAAGAUUGCAUGCAGUGAAUUUCCUUAUGAAAUGUAGCUUCAGGGAACCCGUGUGGUGUGAUAGCUUGUGAUUCUCGUAAGUGACCACUAAAAUUUCGCAUGUUGGGUUGUCGCUUAUAGAGGGUUUGACUGUAUUUAAACUGCCAAUUCUAUGACAGGAUCAAGGACUUGAUGUUUCUUCCAUGAUGAACACUUGGACAAGUCAAAUGGGCUUUCCUGUCAUCAAUGUAUCGAGACGUGACAGUAAUCCGCUUGUUCUUGAUGUCCAGCAACAGCGCUUCCUCAUUCAUCCGUUUAAUAAACCUGAAGCUGAUAGGUAAGUAAGCACAUUCCUUAUGGUUAUCGUUAUUCUCAGGUCUGCAUUUUCCUAUUCAUCCCUUUUUCAAUCCUAUGAUUUUAAUAAUACAGCAGAUCUAACAGUCAGUUGAGAAAUCCUUCACCAAUCAGUCUGAGCUAACAGAGCUUAUUGCUUGAUUUUCUAUAGUUUCCCUUGGGAAGUGCCUCUAACUUACGUGACACAAGACUCUCCCAACCUGAGACAUAAAGUUAUGUUUAAGACAAAGGAUGCAGUUGGUAAGAGCCAAUAAUCUAUUUCUUCUGGGGUGGGGAGGGAGAGGGGCUGGUAUACCCUGGUGGUAAGAGUUUGUUUGAAGAAAAUUCAGGGUUUGAAUAAAACUUAAAUUCAAUGUCAAUGUGAUUCUUUUCAGGUGCAAAGCGUUAUUAAUUAAAAGAAGCUCGUUAGUGUAACUAACUCAGUCGUAAAAAAAUCCAAUCUAUCCGUCAGACGUUUGACCGUGUUGGAUGUCGUUUUACUGUCAUGGGACAUAAUUGUGCUUGACUCCACUUUCAUAACUCAUUCAUGACUUCUUAACCCUUUAAGCCCCAAUAUCCACAUACAAAUUCCCCAAACUGAUCUCCAUACAUUUCCUUUUAGAAUUAGUUGAGAGAAUUUGAUGGCAGAUCAAAGCAUUUUCUCUUUAGUGAUCAUUUUAUACAUUCUCAUAACCUAAUCUAUUGACAAGGUAUGAGUAUUGUUGGGAGAAAAUUGAUGUUGGUCACCAUUGGGACUUAAAGGGUUAAGUGACAUUUACAAAGAUAGUUCAAUAGCGUUACAAUGUAAGGGCUUUGCUUUAGUUGAUUUGCCAGAGGCAACUCGUAAUCAAUCUUGGAUCAAGAUGAAUGCUGGCCAGACUGGAUUCUAUCGUGUGAACUAUGAUGAGAAUAACUGGAGAAAACUUGCUGACCAACUGAAUACAGAUCACAAGGUAAACAACAUCAGUUGUCCACUUUAUUUAUAUAGGGAGCUUAGGCAACCACCACGGCGACGGCAACGGCAACAAAAACGGCAGAAAAGCAAUAGGUUUAAUAAACAAAACAACUCGUCACGUGCAUCACUCUUUUGUGUACAUUUCUUUGCCGUCACUGCACGACUACGACGUGAAACACUUCCCUGUAGAAGAAAAACCUACUUAUAACGCAUUCCUCUCAAAUUCAAAAAGAGUUGCGGAGAGCACUUAUGAGAGAUACCCAAGCAGCACCGACAUUGAGUGUAUUGUUACUUUAUUUGUUUUAGAAAUUCACUGCAGCUGACCGCGCAGGAUUGUUGGAAGAUGCCCUGAACCUUGCACGGCAAGUUUACUUUGUUGAUUUCUUAGUUGACAAGGCUUGAGUUAAGCUCAAGGAACAGUAGCUUCAACGCCCCGAUAAAAUUAAUACUGUAUAAUCACUUGCUUUGGGUUACCUCCCAUGUGCGGAUGGAUUUUAGUAAAUUCUAUUGAUGAGGCUUGCUUACCUUUAUGUCAAAGUUUCUUUGUUCUAAUCCUGAGAAGUCGUUGAUAUUGAAGAGGUCUGUUAAUCAAUACUUUAAACGAAAUGCUGUGUUUGUAAAUGUCAUUAAGAGUUGAUGAAUUGAAAACAAAGAAUUUCAGAACUAAAGUGUAAAGCUACGUGCAAGCGGACGCAAUAUUGUUGGUUAACAACACCCAGCAGUGUUGUAUGUUACAUGUUGCGUCCGUUUUCACAUUCUGCCGCAUGUUGUUACGCAAAGUUUGAAACCGAUCAAUGUAUAGAGCGUUUUCAUUCACGUGGCUAGCAUCUAUGCAAACUUAUGGGAACAAGCGCGGACGUAAACAAAACGUUCAACUUUUACUGGAUUGGUUUGGAGCACCAACAUGGCCGCGUUUCAUUGUUUUGGUACACCAAUAUGGCUGCCGUGAUUUCAUGUGAAAACGCUCUGUUUGUUCAAGAUGGUAUGAUUUUCUUGAUUUUGAAUCUUAAUGUUUCAUUAUUUAGGAGUGGCAUGUUAGAUUAUGACUUAGCGUUGGAUCUCACUCCAUAUCUGGUGAACGAAAAGGAUUAUGUUCCAUGGAUGUCAGCGUUAAAUAACUUGGCUUACAUUGCCACGCAGUUUUCCACUUUGGACUCAGAAAACAAUGAAAAUACACACUAUUACCUAGCGUACAAGGUACAGUAAUGCUGACUUACAUUUCCACAUGGCUUAGAGUGAGUGAAAUGAUGCAAUUUAUGACAGAUGUGAUUUAGAGGAAAACUGGUGUGAUUCGUGAAUAAAUCACAUUACUGCUGAGAGCCGAUCAGAUUGCAAGGAUCACCAGUGAUUUCAAAAUGGAAGUAAUAUUGUAGUUAUCAUGUCCUAACUUUGAACGCUCAGAGACUUUACAUUGCUUUUUUUACAAAACGUUAAAUAAACGGUUUCCAAAUUUUGAAAUUCCUUAACUUCGCAAUGACAUGACAAUUUCAUGACGUAGUUGUCAAUCAUGUCAGAAACUUUUUAACGGAGUUGUGAAUUCGACGUGCAGCGAAACUAGAAAUUAGACAGUUUCGAAAUUCCCGAGGUUUUGUCAAUAACUGCACUGAAGGGGAAUCCCAUAAUUCCUGUCGCAAGAUUUCCAGAGAGAAAAAGAUUUUUUUAAUAGAGGUGAAUUAAUGAGGACACAGAUACGUGUUUUAUCGUUCUGAUGAAUUCCAGUUUUCAGUCGACGGGUAGUUUGUUUGAGAAUACCAGUUUUCUCACCUUGUGUUAUUCCAUUUUUUAUUGUCUGUAGAGAUACAUCUACCGUCUUCUUCAAAAUGUUGCCACAGAUUUGGGAUGGGAGGAGCGCAACAGCGAUACGCAUUUGGAGAGGUAACGUUGGGUACAAUUGAAUUACAGUUCUUCUAAUUUAUUGAAAAAAAGGCACCCGAAGAGUCGAUCAAAUUUUACCUUUGCCCGCGAUACUUCAUACAAUUCAUUUACGCGCGUAAAAUUUACACGUAAAAUUUACGCACCAGUGGAAAUCCACCCUUAUAUGCCAGGCGGAUAACACUCAGAUCUAUAUGAUAUUUUGUUCAUUAUUUGGAGGGACUCCAAGUCUAAAAUUGAAUCGUGCAUACAGAAUACCGAAUGCGCAUUCAGCGUUAUAAAUGGGAACUAAUAGUCGUUGAAUGGCAUGUUUGGACGUGUGGCUAAGUGUCUCAACAUUGAAAACACCGCCUGAAUAAGGUAGCGUUUAAGCAACAACGACUGUCACCACUUCAUUAACGUCAGUUAAAAUUUGAAAUGGCGCUGCUCCAAGCUUUAUCGCGCUUCUUCCACCUUGUUCAAUUUGUCAACUGAUGACAAUUCUUAUGGAGUUGAAUUCUAAAAGACAGUCUUAAAAUUCUUGAGGCAUUUUUACGUCUUAGUCGUGCAGUGACGGCAAAGAAAUAUACAAAAAAGCUUGAUGGACGCGCAGUAUCGUUGUUUUGCCAGUUUUCGUUGACGUCUCCGUCGUCGUGCUUAAGCGGGAGCUUAAGUAAAGGCGUUUUUGAGCGACGCAUGUCAACCGGAAGUGAGGUCUUUUUCAUUUUAAAGCACCUUGACGCUCCCAAAUUUGUAUUUCUAAGUGUCUUCACUAUUAUAGAGACUAGUUGUCCUAAAAUUUGGGCAAAACCACUGUCCAAAAAUGAAAAAAGACCACUUCCGGUGGACGUGCGUCGCUCAAAAACGUCUUUGCUUAAGUUCACUAAUAUUGUCCUCUCGGCUCCAACUUGUGACAAGACUUCUGAAUGAUGUUUAAAAAACUUCAUGCUGACACUUGGCCAGGACACGAUACUAUGACGGUGCUUUUGUUGGACCUGGUACGUUGUUUGAAACCAGUUAAUUGAUUCCAUUUUUGUCUUCAUGGUUGAAGGUACCUUCGAGCUACUGUUCUGCAUUUAGUGUCAGAGUACGAAGAUGCCGUUCCAAUGAAAGAACGAAAAGGCUACUACACUCACGCUUUGAGUUUGUUUGAAAACUGGCUGGACAACAAUGAUCCGUGAGUAUUCUGAUUCCUUUUUCUAAUCUGUUUUUCUUAACUUUGACUUUUAAUUUUAGAAUAUCGGAUGAGGCUGAACACGAUAUCAAAAAUAAGGGACUGGUCAAAAAGUAUGGGGGCGGGGUGGGCCCGGAGCAUUUGGAAAUGUGGUUGAUAAAAAACACAUGGCCCACCCCUCCCUUUGGUACAAAAAUGACUGACCCACCCCUAAAGCAAGGUUGGAAAUUGCAUGACCCACCGCCUAGAUGUUUGGUUUCCUCUUAAUAAUCCAAUAAAACCUUGUUCUGUGCUUGACAAAAUUUGUUGAUACACUGCUACAACCAAUAUCAAAAUCACAGCAAUCAUACCCUUCACUGAAAAGACAAAUGUGAAAAACCGAACAUCUCUUGUUCGAUGGACGUUAUGAGUCUUGACACAAAUAUACAUCAAAACGAGGGUAUAUUGAAAUUGUCUGUCACUAAGCAUAUGAAAAGUUAUACAAAGACAAUCCAUUCCCACACAUUACUUGCCGGGAAUGCUUAGAUUAAUCCCCUAAGAAAAUUUCUUCCACUUCAGUGGAAAGCACUACCUACAAAACCAUGGAAGUGCAAUGGGCACAAAGACAGCAGUUUUGAUUCCUUUGCCGAUAUUUUCAUGACAUAUAUUGAAACAACAACUCUAAGCAAAACUGUCUUUAGAACAACAGUUUGGAAAUGCUACAUACACGAUAUCUUUUCCCUAUGGGACAUGAGUAAACCAGACAUCGAAGCCUUCAUUGAACAAGCAAACUGACAUCACCCAACUAUUGAAUUCACGGCCGAAACAUUUGACACUGAGACUGCGUUUUUAGACGCGGUUGUAUACAAAGACACAAGAUUCAAGGAAAAAUCUAUUCUUGAUGCAAAGACACAUUUUAAACAAACGGAAACCUUCUUGCAAACACAUUUCACCUCGUGUCACCCUUCAAAGGUUAAAAAAGGAUUUGUCAAAGGAGAAGCCUUGCAAAUCCUACGAAAAAACUCCUCAGAAACAACCUUUGAGGAAAAAAAUUCAAAUUAAAAAAAAAAAAAAACGGUUGAUGGACGGAGGCUACCCACAAUCGUUGAUAGAAAACCUAUUACCAGAAAUAAAAUUCACAAAAGGGAGUCUAAACUCCUAAAACAAAACAACAAGGAGGAAAAAGAAAUAUUGCUAUUCGUGACACAAUACCAGCCCUCCGUGUCUACUAUAAAGGAAGCUUGAAUGAAAAAAUGGAAUCUUAUACAAAACCAACUAUAACUUCAAUAAGUUUUUAAAGAACCACCAAUCAUUUCCUUACAAAAAGGGAAAAUAUGGAAAGGACAUGCUCGUUAGAGCCAAAAAAAAAAGGUUAACAGAGGGUUCCACGCCCGUAUAGAUGAGCGGCCUGUCACCCUUUGUAUUUUCUUGCACAACAGGUUUGUGAGUAUUUGUCUCGUUAGUAGUUAGUGCCUAUCUAUGUAAUAAAAUAGGUUGACCCACCCCCUAAGGGUAGCUGAAAAUUGCACGACCCACCCCUUGCACGAGGCUCGAAACCUCAUGACCCACCCCCUCUCUGCUCUGGCCCCCACCCUAUACUUUGUGACCAGUCCCUAAUCAUGCUGAAAUUUGCCCAAGCCGUUAAUGGUUCUUGCUAUAAAUCGUGCGAAAGCCCAAUUCAAUAAUUUACACUUAAGCAUUUUCAAAAACGAGAGCGUAGUAGUAGUGACACCGAUGCAUAAUGAUUGUAGUUUAAGACAACACCGAGUGAAAAUGGGUCUUUGUCUUUGUAGGACUAGAUGGCAAUGAGUGUUGCAGUUUUAUACGUGAAUUGUUAAAACCUCAUGUCGUUUUGAACUUCUUAAUUACAGGAUCACUCCCAACUUACGUAGCACUGUUUAUUCGCUCGGCGUAAAAGAUGCUGAUGAAGCGACGUGGAAUAAAGUCUUUGAUAGAUACCUCAAAGAGACCGUUCCAUCUGAAAAGCGAAAGCUCAUGUACGCAGUAACCAAUAUUCGAAACAAGAAGAUUUUACAAAAGUAAGCACUUUUAAGAUGUUGUAUCCGUUAAUGAUAACUGCACUUAGGAGCUGACUUAUCUCAGGGCUUAAGAUUAAUAAUGGUAAUUGAACUGAGUGGAGUGCAGUUUGGUCUGAAAUCAUACGCGUGAUUUUAAAAUCGGACAAGAGCGCAGCGCGAGUUGGAUUUGAAAGCACAAGUAUGAUUUCGGACCAAAAUUGCACGACGCGAAGUUCAAUUGCCACUUUAUUACAGCCAUUUUGAAGACGCAGAAUUCUGUCAGUACCAUUAUCUAUUUGACUUAGCAGCCGGUUUGUUAAAGAGCGGAAAGAAAAAGGCUUUUAAUCUCAUUUUGUACCUGAAACAGAAGUGAUGCAAUGUAGAGCGAAAAUGGCACGAUUGAAAACAGAAAUGAUGCAAUUUAAAACAUAACUGACGCGAUUUGGAACAGACGUGAUUAAGGACAGAAAAUUGUGCAUGAUUCGUGAAUAAAUCGCACUGCUGAGAGCCAAUCAGAUUGCAGGGAUCACAAGUGAUUUCAAAGUGGAUAUAAUAAAGUUUGUUAUUGACAGCUAAAUCCCUUUUGAAGGUGUCUGGCGGGAUAUUGUAUGAAAACUGCGCGAUGAGGCAUUAUUUUCAGUCGUGUAAGAUAUACAGUGGUUUCCUGAUAGCUUGAACCUUCCUGGAAAAUCGAAAAAAGUUCAAGUUCUUGGGAGUGCGAAGCAAUUAACGGAAAAUCGAAGGAAACGGGAUGGGAAGGAAAUGCACGUAUCAUACACACUUCACUUCAACAGCAGCAGAGAUAUAAUGUUCUUUUGCAAAAGGAUUUAAGCAAAAAAGCUUGUUUGAUAUUCAGGGGGAAACUGUAUUUGAACUGGUUUGAUAAAAAAGACAAAGAAUACUGUAGUGGACAGUUUUUUUCCCGACCUGUCACGCGCAAAACGUGGUUCGAGUUAUCGAAGAUAAAAUUAUAUAGAAGUGGUGUGAAGUGCUUCGAGUUAGCGGGAGUGUCGAGUUAUCGAGGUACCACUGGUUACCCUCCGCUUGGAUUCGUGUUAUCUGAAUCUUGUAAAGUAUUAAAUUCCAAUUUUUCAUGUGCCAUGUUUCCUUGAUUUAUGCCUUAGACUCCUAGAGUACUCUUUACAAGACGACAAGGUUCGUUCCCAGGAUUCUGUGGCUGUUAUAGACUCAAUUGCAAUGAAUCCCGAGGGGCGCCUUAUAGCUUGGCGUUUUGUCCAGGCAAAGUACAAGUUGUUGUUUAAUAGGUGAGUUCAUUAUCAUAUUUGGAACAGGAAAAGAAGUAUUACAAGGAAAGAAACAAGAGGUUAACCUUCUUUUUCAGUGACAUAAAAUCCUUACUUUUUUUGCCAGGAGAGGCCUGCUGCAUAGAUCUCUCAUACCUAAGCAAGAUGGAUUGUUUUCUCAUACUUAAGGGUCGUUUAGAUUUUUUGUAGAUUUUAUUUGUGUACAGUACGACGGUUGCAUUGACAAUCUCCUAGUUUUGUGUCUUUAAGUGGGUGGGAGUAAAUAGCAAAGAGUAUUUACCCAAAAGGCUUUGAAAUGUUUGACUCCCCCAAUUUCCUUGACAAGUAGGCGUGGGGUAUAGGAAUAGGGGAAGUAGGCGCAUUUCCUUUUUCAAGGGCGCGCUAUUCAUGAAGUAGGGCGGGGCCCGUAAAGGUGGUUGAGCUUCAUUGUUAAUGAAGACUUGUUACUAUUGUUACCAAGGGUAAUUAUCAGUCUGGAUUAUUUUCGGAUUUGCCUUGCAGAUAUGGUAAGGGAUCGUUCGACUUUAGUCGAUUAAUCAAAGCCAACACCGCCCAUUUCAACACCCGGAAAAUGAAAGAACAGGUACUAAUGAAUAUAUCAGUUACAUUGACCUUUUCAAUGCAAAGUAAAUAUCGUAAAGUCCUGUCAAUCAACUCCUUCGAAAGCAAGGCCUGUUUCAAACGCCGUGCUACUGCCGUACUGAACGCAGUUGAUCGAUAAAAUUCGACUUAGGCACGGCAGUAGCACGACUUGGUUCAAACAUCGUGCUACUGCCCUGCCGAACUCAAUUCAUAAAAUAUAAAUACUUUGGAAUGCAUUUAAAAACUUCACUAAACCGCCUAUUUCCGUGGGAUGCCUGUGGCACUCCCACGGUAAAAAUCCGGUUCGGUUGUACCCAACUUUGCAAAGCCAGCCAAUAGGAUUGCCUAAAAUCUUUAUCGAUUAGCUCUUCUUCCAAGCCGACCAAUCAGAUCGUACAAAAUUUGUAUCGAUUUUUAAUCGAUUUGCUUCCUCUAAAGAACGUUGAAAUCAGAACGUUCCUUGCCAAAUUUGUCGCGCUAGAGUUUUCCCACUCGUGCUUUAGGAUGGCUUGUUAACCAGCGAAAUCCUUCAGGAUACUGACAAGUCACAAAAGGCGACCUAAACCAAAUUAUUUCUUUCCUUCAUGAUUCUUUUUUGUUUAGGUCUAGCUUUUUCAUAAGGUUUGAAUAGCGUCUGGUCGUGGGCCAUGAUUUCCGAUAGAUUUUUCUAUUCGGAGUUCGCCAGUUUUUGCCGAGCACAGCUAGAGUUCAGUUUUUUUCUUUUCUUAUCGAAAACACGUUGACGAUGGGAGGUUAAAUCGCGUAAAUUUCAACUCGUACCCUUGACGAUUGGCGGUGAAAUCGCGAAAAUAUUGUCCUCGUCGAUGGACGACUCGCUUUCGGCAUGGAUUGGACUUCUGGAUGGGACACGGAUCAGGAGUGGACCUUAGUAAACUUAUUAUACCUUGGAAUCAGGGAUAAUCAUUGGAACUAUGUUAACUUUGAGACCUUGGAAACACAUUGCAAUUAAUUUUUAACCGUAUCAAGAGCAUCUUGGAAUAUUAAACUUUCAUCUUGGAUUAAAACAUUGGAACUUUAUCGAACUUUGUAACCCUGGGUUCGACCCUGGAUAAAGCAAGCGGAUUUUUUGUUUUGUUUUGUUCUAUUAACCUAAAACUACAAUGUUUAUUUCUCUUUGAAAAAGUUACCUGUGGCAACUUACUACCAAGAUAUGAUGUAUCUUUAUACAUAUACUUCCCGUUCAGGUUAAUCAGAGAGCAUUAUGCGCAUGUUCUCCAUUACUUGUUUCCGUUAACAUUCCAAUUUAAGUUACACGGGUAAACCUUGUUUUGAUUCAAAAUAACUUCUUUUUCUUAUCCAAAUCGUGCUAUGAAAAUAACUACAUAGCGAUAGAUCAAAACAAGAUCAACUCCAUCCUUGCGACUACUGACAACUAUAAAUUUAGCUUGCGUAGCAGGUGUCGAAAGGGAUAGGGGAUAAGGAUGAAGCAAAAAGGGGAUGUGGAUUGGGGGAAAAUAGUAGCCUGCGUGAUAAAUUCAGUCAUAAGCACAUUAAACCAACCCAUACAGGUAACCUACUCAUCGAUGCUCAUAACAUGACACAUCUUUCCGGUUUCCCUAAUUUUCCAAAUUCAGAUAGAACGCCAUUAUUCUUCCAUAGACCAACGCAUCCCACGGAAACGACUUUAGGCGUCUUGUUUUUUUAAGUUUUGUUUUCCGCAAAAGUGAGAUUCGACAUCUGAAACCAAGUCGUACCACAUUCGUGCUAUUCGUGCUGUGCUGAAGUCGAGCCAGCUUAUACAAAUGUAGAACGGUAGAAGCACUGAUUCAGCAGAAGGCAAAGCGGCAAGUUUGCUUUUAAAUUCGGAAAACGGCCAAUCGAAUCCAAUGGGCAAUCCAGUUUCUGUUUCCAUAUUUAUGGCAAAAUAAUUCCUUUUAAGGAAACUUUUUCAGCUGGAAAGGAGUUGCUUGUUCGCUAAACUAAUCAAACGCCGCCACGAUGAAUCAAUAGUUUUUUUUUAUUUUUAUGUUUGUUAAUUGGUUUGCUGUUGUGUAAUAAUUUCAAGGUCAAACUUUUGUCUCAUGGUCCUCGUUUAGGGGCAUUAGCUCGUAAGAGUUUCCUGUAGCUUAGGUGGUAGAGCAUCUGGACUAGUAACAGUUCGACUUCUAUUGAGAGUACUGUGUCACUGACUGAAAAAUCAUCGGAUAAAUUUAGGUUUCUGGGAAACAGCCCCCCUACCCCUCCCCUAAGCCAACAUUUUGCCCUAAACGAGAAGUAAGUGUUAAUUUUGGCUCAGGGGAGGGGUAGGUGGGCAGUUUUUUAGAAACCUAAAUUGAUCCAAAUCAUCCUGUCAUUGAUUAUCACUUUUUUUGGCUUUUCUUCCACUCCAGCGAGGUAGAGCAACAAAUAAUUAACAAUUAUUGGACGAGGUUGAGCAAAAUAUCGUGAUUUGUCAGUGGCGAGCAGAUCAGUUAUUUGCCGAAGCCGAAGGAUGAGGCACAUAAUUGAGCUGCGAGACGCUGACACUAUUUUGCGAUAACCGAAUUCAAUAAUUGUUUUUUCAUUCGAUCACCAAGUUUAUUUUUUAAUGAAUAUCUCCGGAAAGCGAAGCGAUCUGCCAUUAAUUUUUUCACGCAAGAGCGGAAUGUUAUUUGCAGCCAAACACAGUUGGACGACAUUGCGAAUGAGCAGAGCAUUAUUUGUAAGCAGUUAUUUGCAGGUCACGUGGUGGAAUUUUCGGCUAAUGAAAAGGAAGAAAAAUUUGCAAACGUCUUGCAAACGGCUUCCUCUUCUUUCUGUUAGCCCGUGCCGGCUCUGUUAUCUUAAGUUCAAGAGAGUUUCGAUCAUCGCUAUUGAUCUUAUGUAUUUUCGAAGUGUUUACGCAUUAUUCGUAACAAAUGCAAAUAAAUACAAGCAAAUAAAACUUGGAACAGUUGGGCCAGUAUACCCCUAGUCUGUUCCAGGCGUUCAAUUGAGUAUUGGACAACCCUCAGAAAAGGGAAAGAAGUAAUGAGGAAACCCCCAAAGCCAGCCUAUUGCUGUUUUUCCUUCUCACAUCUCUUUGCGCAGUAUCCACAGUCUGAAAACGUGCAACAGUCUUAUAUUUUGCAGCGCCUUAAACUGUGAUUUCAUUUUUGCUUUCAGGUGUCGGGUUUCUUCUCUCGACCAGACGUUGACCAAGGCUCCGGCAAGCUGGCUGUACAGCAAAGUCUUGAGAGUAUAGCUGCCAACAUCAAAUGGUUAGAACGCUAUGGUGGCAGAGUGUAUGAAUGGCUGACACACCCGUCCAUCAAGGCACCACAAGGCACCGCAACAAGGCAUCGAAUGCAAAAGCCGAAGUAUUUAUCGUACGACGAGAUGAUAGUGGAAAAAUAUGGUCGACCUUAAGAACCAUAAAGCUUUCUCUUAAUAUAUUAUUCUACAUGUUACUUGUUUUUCUUCCACUUACAUUGAUAUUUUAGAAUUUUAUUUCACACUCAAAUAACUUCUAAUAUCAAAGCUGUCCUUCCCGGCUUUGACGUGGCGUUUUAACAAUUCCUUUUUUGCUUGAAUCUUAACAUACGUGUUAAAAUUCAAGAGGAAGGACCCUAAUAAACAUCCCUCGGGUAGCGAGUGAUUACGCUUUUGCUCUUUGUUUUCUUGGCUUCUUUGAUCGUUAGGAGUAAAAUUUUAUGUAGUUAGUGUUCUGGCAAAAACUUUCUUUUUUCUGGAGUUAUUCCUUGUAAGCAAAAGGGAUUGCACAUACAAAUGAAGCUUUAUAGUUAAAUUUAUCAUAUUUUACGAAGGAUACAAGUGCUAGUCCUCUUUACUUUGGUUAAGUGCAGUAAACACACAAGAGAUUUAUUUUUAUUGUAUUUAUGGGCUUUAUGAGAAAUUGACAAUAUUCGGUUCAUGUUUGGGAGAACGACAUUAUUUUUUUUAUUUCUCUCCUCUGUUGGUUUUGCCCAAGUUUGGAAUGAUGGCGGGUUAAUUAUGCCGGCGCAUGGAGCCUCCUUCCCGCUGGAUGUUUUGGGCUGGAGCUGCUGAAUCAGUAGUCGAUCUGCCACAUCUAUUACCCAUUAAUCAUCUUUUUUUGAUCUUAUACAAGAUGUUUUUUUCAAAGCACACAGUUGUUCAAUUAAACUUUGUGCGUUAUAACCUGGGAAUACGUCAGAGAUAAUGGCCGUUUUCACACGAGAGACGGAUAAUCUAUCUUUAAAAUCCGUCAAAUUGACGGAACAACAGAUGGAUAACGUCAGUUGGGUUGUCCGUCCAAUUAAGACCAUUCCAUUUUCAAAUUAAGGCGUAUUAUCUGCCUGACGCGAAUUAUCUAACGAAUAACCUGUCACAGACGGAUAAUCCGUCUCCAGUGUGAAUACGGCUAAUGUGACCUGCAAGAAAGGCAGAAUUAAUUUAGAGAAAUAGUUGUCAUAAUUAUACUCGACAGUGACUGAAGUUGUGUAGGGAUAUGAAGCUCUAUAAAAACUGUUACAGUGGAACCUCCAAAAUCGGUCAGCUCCUCACGACGGCCACCUCUCUACAACGGCCACAUUUUUCGGUGGACAGUCCAUACUUUGACUCUUGUUUAACCCACUCUACAACGGUUACUUUCUUCAGUCUCCAAGAUGGCCGCAUGAGGAAGGGGUUGUACUGUAAUUGUAUUUAAACCAACACUUGUUUCUGAUGAAUCGUUGGACAGAGUCGAAGCUUGUUGUAGUGGAGGUGACGUGGGGCAUAUCCUUUCUUAAACUUCAACUUUAAAGCCCUAGGGGUGAUCGGAAUCUGAUUCGGUUUCCCAUUUUAUAAACACUGCGAAUCGACGGUUAAUCGUGGAAAAAAUAAAAAUGAACACCGACGAUGGAAAUUUUUUGUAUGACCUCUCCUCAGUCAUCAAUAAAUAGGAUGUUUGGAACAUUUGCGGGCCAGUAAAAGGGCGAAGGACGAGUACGAUAAUUAUGCCUAUUUCUCGUGUUUGUGUGCUCCAUAUUGAAACACUUGAAAUGAUACCUCGGUGUCAAAAUUAUAAAUUAAAAUUAAUUGAG